GGAAGAAGGCAGGGAACCCGGAAGUAAACAUCGGAUCGCUUCGUUUCUGGCGGAUGGUAUUUAGUAGUCUGUGGCGGGACUGGAGGGCAUUGGUUUAUCAUGGCGGCGGCAGCUGUGGAUCCAGUUAGUGCCACGCCCAUGACGGGAUCAAAGGAUAUGAGUUUGGAGGAGCCAAAAAAGAUGACCAGAGAGGACUGGAGGAAAAAGAAGGAGCUAGAAGAACAGAGAAAACUGGGCAAUGCUCCUGCAGAAGUCGAUGAAGAGGGAAAAGAUAUCAACCCUCAUAUUCCUCAGUAUAUUUCCUCGGUUCCAUGGUACAUUGAUCCAUCAAAAAGACCCACUUUAAAGCACCAGAGACCACAGCCAGAGAAACAGAAGCAAUUCAGUUCAUCUGGGGAAUGGUACAAGAGAGGCGUAAAGGAGAAUUCUAUAACUACCAAGUACCGCAAAGGUGCGUGUGAGAACUGUGGAGCCAUGACACACAAGAGGAAAGAUUGCUUUGAGAGGCCAAGGCGGGUUGGAGCUAAAUUCACAGGUACUAACAUCGCUCCAGAUGAGCACAUACAGCCUCAGCUGAUGUUUGACUAUGAUGGGAAGAGAGACCGCUGGAAUGGCUACAAUCCAGAAGAGCACAUGAAAAUUGUCGAGGAAUACGCCAAAGUUGAUCUGGCAAAACGAACAUUGAAAGCACAGAAACUGCAAGAAGAGUUGGCCUCUGGAAAAUUAGUCGAGCAAGCUAAUUCUCCAAAACACCAGUGGGGAGAAGAGGAACCCAAUUCUCAGAUGGAAAAGGAUCAUAACAGUGAAGAUGAGGAUGAAGACAAGUAUGCAGAUGAUAUUGACAUGCCUGGGCAGAAUUUCGACUCUAAGAGACGCAUUACUGUUCGGAAUCUCAGGAUUCGUGAAGAUAUUGCGAAAUAUUUGAGAAAUUUAGAUCCAAAUUCUGCCUAUUAUGAUCCAAAAACUAGAGCGAUGAGAGAGAAUCCUUACGCCAAUGCAGGAAAGAAUCCAGAUGAAGUGAGCUACGCUGGAGAUAACUUUGUUCGAUACACAGGCGAUACCAUCUCAAUGGCUCAAACACAAUUGUUUGCUUGGGAAGCCUACGACAAGGGGUCUGAAGUGCAUCUCCAGGCAGAUCCUACAAAACUAGAGUUGCUGUAUAAGUCCUUCAAAGUCAAAAAAGAAGACUUCAAAGAGCAGCAGAAGGAGAGCAUCCUGGAAAAGUACGGUGGCCAAGAACACCUAGAUGCUCCUCCAGCUGAGCUGCUCUUAGCCCAGACAGAAGACUAUGUGGAGUACUCCAGGCAUGGAACGGUCAUUAAAGGCCAGGAGCGGGCUGUCGCCUGCUCCAAGUACGAGGAAGACGUGAAGAUCAACAACCACACGCACAUCUGGGGAUCUUACUGGAAAGAAGGCCGCUGGGGCUACAAAUGCUGUCACUCUUUCUUUAAGUAUUCCUAUUGUACUGGAGAAGCUGGGAAGGAGAGUGUCAAUUCAGAGGAAUGUAUUAAUGAUGCGACUGGAGAAGAGUCUGUGAAGAAACCUCAGACCCUCAUGGAGCUGCAUCAGGAGAAACUAAAAGAGGAGAAGAAGAAGAAAAAGAAGAAGAAGAAACACCGAAAGAGCAGCUCUGACAGUGACGAUGAGGAGAGGAAGCAGGAGAAACUGAAAAAGGCACUGAAUGCAGAGGAGGCUCGCCUUCUUCAUGUGAAAGAGAUCAUGCAGAUUGACGAGCGGAAGAGGCCCUACAACAGUGUAUAUGAAACCCGAGAGCCCACAGAAGAAGAAAUGGAGGCCUACAGGAUGAAACGGCAGAGGCCAGAUGACCCCAUGGCCUCUUUCCUAGGACAGUAACUCGUCAGGGUCACACACACACACAGCAUGUCCUUCUCAGCUCCUUGCUGCCUAUAGGUAGAAAAUCUUUAUCUGUCUUCUUGCUGCCUGACAUUAAUACAUUUUUCUGAAGUCUCAAA
This is a messenger RNA of Arvicanthis niloticus (Nile rat), 1973 nucleotides long. RefSeq names its product spliceosome associated SLU7 (gene Slu7). Gene Ontology annotation, cellular component: spliceosomal complex. The record is from RefSeq and is a predicted model, not a curated record. Gene Ontology annotation, molecular function: pre-mRNA 3'-splice site binding. Lineage: Eukaryota; Metazoa; Chordata; Mammalia; Rodentia; Muridae. Gene Ontology annotation, biological process: mRNA splicing, via spliceosome.